UCACAGAUUCACAGUUCGACAGGCAGCAGAGCAAGCGAAUUUCGCGCGCUUAAUUGGAUCCUGAGUGAAUGAGAGCGCGCAGCUGAAAAGGAGGCAGCUGUGGUUGAUCGAGCACGUCGUCAUGGCACCAGCCAUCGGCGCGGAGGAGCAGGACGUGCCGCUCUUCCACCCCUCCCCGUGUGCCUACUACGUGCAGAGCCCCUCCGCGGCGUCGCACACCCUCAGCCACCCGGCGUCCGAGUCCACGGCGCUCAUCCUCUCCCCGUUCCCCGAGGCCGCCUACGCCGCCCCGCGCCGCAGCGACGCCGCCGGCGCCGGCCGCCACGAGCACGACCAGGAGGCCUCCCGCCUCGCCCUGUCCCGCUACUCCUCCUCCCGCGGCUCCAACAACUCCUUCCUCACCGACAAGAAGCCCAGCGGCGGCGGCGGCAGGGGGGCGCGGCAGGUGCUGAGGGUGGUCUCCGGGCGGUCCUCCUCCGACGGCGACGGCGACGGCGCUGACCAGAGGAGCGGGGCGUGGAGGUACGUGAAGCUGGACCCGGAGGCGCCAUGCUGCUGCAUCGCGUUCCAGGUGGCGUGGAGGGUGGCCGUCAGCGUGGCGAUCGCGCUGCUCGUCUUCGUCGUCGUCACCAAGCCCGCGCACCCCGGCGUCUCCUUCAAGGUGGGCAAGGUGGAGCGGUUCAGCCUCGGGGAAGGGCUCGACGGCUCCGGCGUGAUCACCAGCUUCCUCAACUGCAACUGCUCCGUGGAGAUGGCCGUGGAGAACCACUCCAAGGUCUUCAGCCUGCACCUCCUCCCUCCGCUGCUCGACAUGUCCUUUGGCCACUUCACCUUCGCAACCUCACAGCAGGGAGAGGGGCCGCACGUCGUCGUCGGGCCGCGAGCCGCUACGACGGUGAGGCUCUUCGUGGCGGCGCAGGAGAAGCCGAUGUACGCGGCGGGGCGCGGCAUGCAGGACCUGCUCGAGUCCGGCAAGGGCGUGCCGGUCGCCAUCACGGUGCGGUCGCAGUCUCGGUAUCGCGUGGUGGGGAGCCUGGUCCGGCUCACGUACCGCCACGACUCCCAGUGCGUGCUGUACCUCAGGAGGAGAUCGCCGCAGCGGGACAACGCCCUCGCCGCCGCCGGCACCUCCACAUGCUCCGCGGCAACUUUAUAAAUCAUACUACUCAUUUUUUGGCUACUUUGUACUGUAGUACAUGUACAUCUCGAAUUCUCAAUCGAGGAUUUCAUUUGCCGCUUCACGAGAGACGUUGCAGUUCAGUUUUUACGUGUGGAAUUGGAAACGGAUGUGAUUAUAUAUAGAUUAAUUUUA
Messenger RNA from Triticum dicoccoides, 1312 nucleotides. RefSeq lists its product as uncharacterized. The transcript has 2 exons. Lineage: Eukaryota; Viridiplantae; Streptophyta; Magnoliopsida; Poales; Poaceae. Bases 122 to 1156 code for a protein of 344 amino acids. The record is from RefSeq and is a predicted model, not a curated record.